Cladophialophora yegresii CBS 114405 is the source of this 1455-nucleotide messenger RNA. RefSeq lists its product as uncharacterized. Gene Ontology annotation, cellular component: membrane; endosome. The record is from RefSeq and is a predicted model, not a curated record. Lineage: Eukaryota; Fungi; Ascomycota; Eurotiomycetes; Chaetothyriales; Herpotrichiellaceae. Gene Ontology annotation, biological process: protein K63-linked deubiquitination. Bases 1 to 1455 code for a protein of 484 amino acids. The transcript has 2 exons. Gene Ontology annotation, molecular function: metal-dependent deubiquitinase activity; K63-linked deubiquitinase activity; protein binding.
AUGGGCUCGCUUCACCCUCCUCGAAACGUCCUGCAGAUCACAAAAGCGGCACAGGACUACGAAUAUGACGCCCAGAUACCUUUACGAUACUGGCUCCGGUCCGCCCAAGCAAUGCUACAAGAGGCACAGGUGUAUAUUCGCGAAGGCGACGAAGAGACAACGUAUCUCCUGCUCUUCCGCCACGCACAUUUGAUUCUUUCUCAGUUGCCGGCCCACCCGCAGGCCAGAGACAAAACAAACAAGCUGCUGCUGAAACAAGCCGAGAGGGAGGUGAACCAAAACUUUAAAGUCCUCGACUUGCUGAAGCCUCGGAUCAACGAGAGGUACGAGCGCUAUGUCAAGCUCAUCAAAGAACGAGAGGCAAGAAGAACUGCACAGACCCGAUACCAGCAUACAGAUGAACCUCAAAGUCCCCAACCGGCACCCGAACAAAGAAUCCGAAGACUUCAAGCACACGAAAACAAAGAGCUCGCUGUCCAGAUAGCCCAGAAAGAAAUCUCUAGGAGAGCUGCGAAUCGGAAAGCUGGCCAGGCCUUGGGCCACGACGGGGAUGACCUGUCUCAGAGACUGCAGGAAAUUCGGGCUCGAGUUGAGGGGAGGACUUCGUUUAGUGCUCGGGAUGGUGCUGAUGUGCAGUCACCAGCGAGGCCUGCCACGUAUAACUACCCGAGCAUUCCUGCUCAUCAAGCGCAGCAGGCACAAGGAUUUCAUACUUCGCCUCUCGGAGCUCAGAGGGAUGUUGCUGGUGUUCCGCCGGCGUUGCCUCCGAAACCGAGUAGCAGUGCUGGUGCACUUCCGCGUCGGCCCGAAAAAGUACCAGAGCCAACAACUACGAGGAUACAGACACCUGAGCCUUCACACAUCUUUGCUCCAGCAGCGUACCUGGAAAAUGGCACGCCACUGCGUACCAUCUUCCUCCCACCCACAUUGCGGAUGACAUUCUUGCGAUUGGCGUACAAGAACACGCUGGCCAACUUGGAAACAUGCGGGUUCUUGGCGGGCACUCUCAUUGCCAAUGCCUUCUUCAUCAGUAGGCUCAUCAUUCCAUCGCAAACGGCUACCUCGGAUACGUGCGAAAUGACCAAUGAGUCGCAGCUUUUUGAUUAUGUGGAUUCGGAGGACCUCAUGAUUCUUGGUUGGAUUCACACCCACCCGACUCAAACCUGUUUCAUGAGCAGCAGAGACCUGCAUACUCAUGCUGGGUAUCAGGUAAUGCUGGCGGAGAGCAUCGCCAUCGUCUGCGCACCCAGCAAGGGCGACACUACACAUGGUGGCGAUUGGGGAGCGUAUCGGCUGACAGAUCCUCCUGGCAAGAAAGCGAUCCUCAGCUGCGAGCGGCCCGGAUUAUUUCAUCCCCAUGACGCGGACAAUAUCUACACCGACGCGCUUCGGCCGGGACACGUGGUGGAGGCGAAAGGAAUGGAGUUUGAAGUGGUGGACCUUCGAGAUAAAUAG